Molecule: messenger RNA, 1310 nt
Organism: Onychostruthus taczanowskii (white-rumped snowfinch)
Lineage: Eukaryota; Metazoa; Chordata; Aves; Passeriformes; Passeridae
Gene: MRPL10
Product: mitochondrial ribosomal protein L10
Exons: 5
Coding region: 1-936 (311 amino acids)
Biological process (GO): translation
Cellular component (GO): mitochondrial large ribosomal subunit
Molecular function (GO): structural constituent of ribosome
Source: RefSeq, a predicted model, not a curated record
AUGGAGCCACGGCAGCUCAGCGGGACCGGGUACCGCGGGUUUGGAGCUGAGAGACCCCCGGAAAGGCCAGGGGGCUCACCGGGAGCGGUUCCCCGGGUGUGGGCUCAGAGUUCCUCACUCUGGGGGCUCAGCGACCCCCGGGCCCGCGCCCAGGCCGCGCCGCGCCGUUGCUAUGGAGACCGGCGCGCCGGAAGUGGCGCUCCUCCACCUUCCCACAGGCCCUUGCGCGGCCGCGGCCAAGAUGGCGGCGCUGGGAAGCGGCGGGGCGCGAUGGCGGCGGGGAACGGGACAGGGAACUGCUGGGAAGGGAAUGGGAAGAAGCUGCUGGCCCUGACCGAGUACCUGCCCCCGCGGCCCGCCCUGCCGCCGCGCUGCCUGCCCCGGCCCGGCCCCCGCGACUCGCAGGAGGACGGCUACGCGCGGGUGCUGCGUGCCCAGCUGCAGGCCGUGCUGGCUGCCAGCCGCAUGGUGGCCGUGUGCCAGUACAACUCCAUGGCCGAGGAGGACGUGGCCACGCUGCGGCACUUCCUGCGCCGCCACGACAUCCACGUCAAGUUCGUCCUCAACGAGGUUGCCCGGCCGGUGCUGGCGCAGUCCAAGUGGAGGAACCUGCUGCCGCUGUUCGUGUGCCGGAACAUCCUGCUGGUGAGCCCGGAGCCGCGCGCCAGGGAGAUGCUGCGGGUGCUCAAGGGGGUGCCACAGGUCAACCUGCUGGGCGCCUGCAUCGACGACACCAUCCUGAGCCGGCAGGGCGUGGAGACCUUGUCCCGGCUGCCGCCGCUGGAGGCGUGCCGCGGGCAGACGGUGGCGGCCCUGUCCCUGCCGUGCUCGCACACCUCGUCCCUGCUGCAGCACGGCCCCGCUCGCCUCGCGGCGCUGCUGGACCGGCACAUCCGGCGGCUGCGGGGCACCGGGACAGCCGCGGGCAGCCGCUGACGCUGGGGACUGGCGACCACUUCCUUCCCUGGAGCCCCCCGGGUUGAAGGAUCACGGACACAAUUCCCGUGGAAUUCUGCAGCUCCGCAGAGCGGGGUCAGGGGCUGGAGGUGUGACGCUGAGGGUCCUGCGGCCCCCCAGCCCCAGCAGGGAGUGGUGGCCGUUCCCUUGUGCUCCCCUGGGGUCGUCCCAGCAGCGUUCCAGCUGUGGUCGGGGGUCUCUGGGAGCAGCCAGAGGAGGAGGAGGAGCGCGGGGUGGACCCUCCAGGGGGGACUUUGGGCACUCCAAGCCCCGUGCCUUGGGGCUGGGGGCGUGCUGUGGCGCUGAUCCCACCCCGGGGUCGCUGGCCUGUCCAUUAAAGUGUCUGUGUGGAA